Molecule: messenger RNA, 495 nt
Organism: Ananas comosus (pineapple)
Lineage: Eukaryota; Viridiplantae; Streptophyta; Magnoliopsida; Poales; Bromeliaceae
Exons: 2
Coding region: 1-495 (164 amino acids)
Source: RefSeq, a predicted model, not a curated record
AUGGCACCGUUUGAGGCUCUUUACGGGCGAAAGUGUCAGUCUCCUAUACAUUGGAGUGACGUAGGUGAACGUGCGGCAUUGGGCCCUGAUGUGUUGCGGGAAGCGGAAGAGAAGGUCCGUCUCACUUGCGAGAAGUUGCUCGCGGCGCAAUCUAGACAAAAGAGCUACUCGGAUAAGCGCAGUAGAGAUUUGGAGUUCGUGGUGGGUAACUGCGUCUUCUUGAAGGUUUCGCCUAUGAGAUGCGUGAAGCGCUUUGGAGUGCGGGGGAAGUUGAGUCCCCGGUAUAUUGGACCAUUCGAAGUGUUGGAAUGUGUUGGAGCGGUAGCAUACCGACUCGCAUUACCACCGAAGCUCGCGGAUGUGCGAAAAUUGAGAAAUCGUGAGAUUCCCGACGUGAAGAUUCGUUGGACCAAUCACGAUGAUCGUGAGGUCACGUGGGAACUCAAGGAGGCGAUGAAAGUGCAUUAUCCUCAUCUCUUCGAAGUAAUGAGUUGA